ACCAGUGGGAGAAGAAUUGACACCAGCAAAAUCGUAACCAACGAAUCCAUACCCAUUUUUGACAUGUCCAACUGGGAAGAUCCCAACGUUGCAGAUUCAAUCUGUCUAGCUGCAGAGAAAUGGGGUUUCUUUCAAAUUGUUAACCAUGGGGUCCGUGUUGAAGUUUUGGACCAUGUUAUGGACGCUACCCAUCGUUUCUUUGGACUUCCAGCUGAUGAGAAGAAUAAGUAUUCCAAAGACCAUUCUCCUUCUAACAGUGUGAGGUUUGGCACAAGCUUUAGCCCUCAAGCUGAGAAGGCUUUGGAAUGGAAAGAUUACCUUAGCCUUUUCUGUGUCUGAAGAGGAGGCUACUGCUCUCUGGCCUCCUGCUUGCAGGUACAAUAUUAUUACCUCUACAAGCACUAUAAAUUAGUAUCAAAAUC
Messenger RNA from Rubroshorea leprosula, 422 nucleotides. NCBI's taxonomy places the organism in Eukaryota, Viridiplantae, Streptophyta, Magnoliopsida, Malvales, Dipterocarpaceae. The record is from the annotation of a GenBank genome assembly.